Molecule: messenger RNA, 1287 nt
Organism: Penicillium cataractarum
Lineage: Eukaryota; Fungi; Ascomycota; Eurotiomycetes; Eurotiales; Aspergillaceae
Exons: 2
Coding region: 1-1287 (428 amino acids)
Source: RefSeq, a predicted model, not a curated record
AUGCCCUCCACUCGGAAGGGUGGAGGGGAUGCCCCAACGGGCAGCGCUGGCAAGCCGCCACGCAAGGAAAAGCGCCAGUUGGUUCGCUGGGAUCAGGACCUCGACACCCUCCUGCUCCUCACUGUCCAGUCGGCAUGCAACCUGACUGGCGUCAAAGUUCCCUGGGAGAAGGUAGCCCAGCUUAUGGGUCCAAAGUUCACCGAAGGAGCCAUUGUGCAGCACCUGUCAAAGCUGCGUAUCCGUCGUGAGGCCGCCGGCCAGCGCGUUCCUCCACCCCUGCGUCGCUCCGUGACUGCCGCUGCCGCUGCUGCUGGUGGUGGUAGAGCCCCCAAGGCGGGAAGACGAAAUGCUCGCAGACGCAAGGGCCGCUCUGGUGCUAUGGAUGAUGAGUUCUCGGAUGGCCUGGACGCCCAGGAAGAGGAGGAUUCCGAUCCAGAGUAUUUCCAGGGCAAGAAAAAGCGCAAGUCCGGACGUUAUUCGCUCCCCACCUCUAAGAAGUCCAAGAUGACCAUGGAUGAUGAUGACGAGGACGAUGAGGAUGCUCUGAUGUGCGGCGGGGCCCCAUUCCUUCAACACCUCCAGCCCGAACUUGACACUGACCAUGCCGAUAGCGACAGCGAUGACAGUGAUGAGGACUUUGACGAUGAGUUCGAUUCUGACUCCUACGACACCAAGAUCAAGGCUGAGCAAGUUACCCCGACUCCUCGUCCAUCUCGGGUUGUCAAGCUGCCUGUUAGUCUUCAAACCAAGGAUCAGCACGGCAUGAAGUCCAUCCGUAGCAUCGCCGACGCCACUCCUCUCCCUUCGACCACCAUGGCAGGAAACCGGAACCAGACCUUCGUGUCCAACGAUCCGGCUGUGAUGAGCAACAACCCUGUUCCGACGUAUGGAACUCAGGGCGCUUAUUACCCCAGUCAAAUGGGACCUGGCCAGGUCACCGGAAACCCGAUUCAGGCUGGACAGAAUCCAUUCUAUUGGCCUAUGCCUACCCCAGUUGUCGGUGGCCAAAUCCUUGCACCGGCGGAUUUCAGCUGGUCUCCACAUGCGCCUGGCUAUGCUACCGGACGAGGUGGUGGUCUUCGAGUCUCCGGUCCUCCUCCGCCAAGCUGGGACCCAGCUCCAACUACUGCUGAAGAUGCCCCAGGCCAGGCUAUGGACUCCAGCGCUCUAGGCCCCGACACUCUGGACCCCAACACUUGGUUCAUGGACGAGACUCUCUUCGUGAAGGAUGAUGAUGAUGAGGCUAAAGGUAGUCACAAUCAGCAUCCGGGUCAGGAGGAGUACUAA